This is a messenger RNA of Sphaeramia orbicularis (orbiculate cardinalfish), 1790 nucleotides long. Its product is annotated as PDZ and LIM domain protein 3. Lineage: Eukaryota; Metazoa; Chordata; Actinopteri; Kurtiformes; Apogonidae. The transcript has 8 exons. Gene Ontology annotation, cellular component: adherens junction; Z disc; filamentous actin. The record is from RefSeq and is a predicted model, not a curated record. Bases 79 to 1026 code for a protein of 315 amino acids. Gene Ontology annotation, molecular function: muscle alpha-actinin binding; actin binding. Gene Ontology annotation, biological process: actin cytoskeleton organization; muscle structure development; heart development.
CUUUCAUACUCCUCUGCUCUUUAACUGUGUUCGUGACUGUGGGCCGAUUACAGUCUGUGGGAGAGUCAUCAGAGGGUCAUGCCACUCAAUGUUGUGUUGGACGGUCCAGCCCCCUGGGGGUUUCGGCUGACAGGAGGAAAGGACUUCAACCAGCCUCUGACCAUCUCCAGGAUCACUCCAGGCAGUAAGGCGUCAGUCGCAAACUUGUGUGCUGGAGACAUCAUCUUGGCCAUCGAGGGUGUCCCCGCCUCAGACAUGCUGCACUGCGAAGCUCAAAACAAGAUCAAGGAGUCCACCAACAGGCUCUGCCUCACUGUUGAAAGGAAUGAAGCAGCUCUGUGGUCACCACGUGUUACGGUGGACGGCAAAGCUCACCCAUAUAAACUUAACCUGGAGGCAGAGCAACAGGAGUAUAAACCCAUUGGCGCUGCUCACAACCGUAAAGCUCAGCCAUUUGUUGCAGCUGCGAACAUCGAUGACAAGCGUCAGGUGGUCAGCACGUCCUACAACACUCCCAUAGGCCUCUACUCCUCAGGGAACAUCCAAGACGCCAUGGAGGGACAGAUCCGAGGCCUGGUCCACCCACGGAAUGCCAGCCCCAGGGCGUUAACUUGCAUCGAGGACUCUGAUGUGUACCGGAUGUUACAGAAAGACCAGGAGGAGCAGCAGGAGCCUCGACAGUCUGGAUCAUUCAAAGCCCUGCAGGAGUUUGUCGACAGCGACGGCACUCGCCCUAUUGUAACCAGGUCAGUUAAAGCACCGACAACCAAACCGACCCCACCCACAGGAAACCUGCAGAAACUGCCUGUCUGUGACAAGUGUGGGAAUGGGAUUGUCGGGACAGUGGUAAAAGCACGCGACAAAUACCGCCACCCCGGCUGCUUCGUGUGCUCCGACUGUGACAUCAACCUCAAACAGAAGGGUUAUUUCUUCGUGGAGGGACAGCUUUACUGUGAGGCCCACGCUCGUGCCAGGAUGAGACCACCAGAGGGACACGACCUCAUCACAACUUAUCCAUCUGCAUAGAUACAGAAAUCUUCCUUUAAUGAACACAAGCACAAGGAUGCACACAUACAACACAAACAUAAGACAGACAGGAGAUAAAUAAAAGAAAAAACUUACAUCGACUUUCUUCUCAAAGAUAUUCCCUCAUUUGGUGUUCAGAUAAUGGAGCUUUUCCAUUCAUUUGAAACCCAUCUGUAUCCAUCAUGUGUGAUUUAAGGGUUGGCCUGAACUUUGAUGUUUGUGUGCAGUAAAUAUUCAGUAAAAAUAAACCCUUUCCUCCGUACAUAUAACAGAAUGAUGAUUGGAUCCAUACAUCACUUCUAGUGUAUUUAGGAACAUGAAUGAACAUGCUAUAGAUGAACUACUCUAUUAUCAAUAGAACCUGACAUAAAUGACAAUAAAAUACACUUUCAUCCAGCCAGUUUCCAACAAUUUCUUAUGUUUUACCUUUUUUUGAUGCCAUAAAUUGGUUUGCAUAUUAAGACAACCCAAAACAUCUACUGAUCUAAACCAUUAACCUCUCCAAAUCCCACCAUUUUGAAAUAAAUACAUUAGUUUCUACAACAAAACAUUCAUCAAUAUAGGCUCACGAUACCUUCUUAGAAAGUUUAGAUUCUCCUCAAUAGAGUCUCUAAGUUUAUUUUAUAGUAUUCAGGGGCACCAAAACAUAAUGAAAGAAUCAUUUUGUGCAUGAAUUCAAGUUGUAUAUUGUAGCCACAUACCACAUGUUCACAGACGCCUUGAAAAAUGUCUUAAAUAAAAAAAAAAAAAAAAAAAAAAAAAAA